Molecule: messenger RNA, 3755 nt
Organism: Podarcis muralis (Common wall lizard)
Lineage: Eukaryota; Metazoa; Chordata; Lepidosauria; Squamata; Lacertidae
Gene: NSMF
Product: NMDA receptor synaptonuclear signaling and neuronal migration factor
Biological process (GO): regulation of neuronal synaptic plasticity; regulation of neuron migration
Source: RefSeq, a predicted model, not a curated record
AGCGACACUCGCAGGGGUCUGCCUGGGAGGAGGCGGACUCCGCUCGGCCCGCCGAGGCAGCAGCAGCAGCCGAGAUCGCAGCCUGUCCCCACAGUUGGGGGUGGGGGUCGGCAUGGGCGGUGGUGGCAGCGGCAGUGGCGGCUCCGCGCGGCGGUGGCGGCGAUGAGCUUCGAGGAGGACGAUGGGCACGGCCGUCUCCAAACGCCGCUCGCUCCGCAACGAGGCCGUGGCGUCGGUGGCGGCCAAAGUCAGAGCGGCGAGGGCUUUUGGAGAUUAUCUCUCUCAGAACCAUCCGGAAGGCCAGAAUGGUUCAGAUCACCUGCUUGCUGAAUCCUACGUUGGGCAGGAGGACUCCCCAGAUAUGCACCAGGGAGCCCAGAACAAGCGCCGCCUUUCCCUCAUUUCUGACGGCAAAUUCGAACGCAGCUUCUCAGAGGAGCGUGGCGAGAAGCUGGCAGGCGAGGGGCCCAAACCACGGGUCUACACUAUCUCCGGAGAGAGGCCUAUGCUCUCCCAGCACCAGAGCGAGAGCAUGGAGCUGGUGGUCAUCAAAGGGGCUGAGGCUGAGGAGGAAGAGGAGGAAGACUGCUCCCAGGGCCAGCCUCUCCAGAAUGCGGUCAGCUCCCACAACAUUGGGAGGCACUGCAAAGGGAGCUGGGCAAGCAGCCGCCAGGUCUCCAAGGAGUGCCCCGGCUGCACCCACCUGGCUGCUCCUUCCCAGCACGCCUUCGACAUAGAGCAUCCUCAACCCCACCACCCCCAUCACCACCAUCACCACCACCAGGCCGGCGAGACUGGCUGGCGCCGGAAAAAGCUGGAGAGAAUGUAUAGCAUUGACCGUGUGUCAGAUGAUGUCCCCAUCAGAACUUGGUUUCCCAAAGAGAACCUCUUCACUUUUCAAACAGCUACAACAACUAUGCAAGCCAUCUCGGCAUUCAGGGGCUACGCGGAGAGGAAGAGGCGGAAGCGGGAGAAUGAUUCUGCGGCUCUGAUCCAGAGAAACUUCAGGAAGCAUCUGCGGAUGGUGGGGAGCCGCCGCAUGAAGGCGCAGACCUUUGCCGAGCGCCGAGAGAGGAGCUUCAGCCGGUCCUGGAGCGACCCCACUCCCAUUAAGCCCGAAAACCUCAAUGAUUCCCGAGAAAGCCAUGAGCUCCAGGAUUCUUGCUGUGCACUUGACAAGGGUGUUGACUUGAACUGGGAGGCAGAGAAAGAGCUUGAGGCUGCAGCCUGCAGUGGGGAAGACUUCAUCCCACCCAAGAUCAUGCUCAUUUCCUCCAAGGUGCCCAAAGCUGAGUAUGUUCCGACGAUCAUCCGCCGGGAUGACCAGUCCAUUAUCCCCAUCCUCUAUGAUCACGAGCAUGCCACCUUUGAUGAUAUUUUGGAGGAAAUUGAGAAGAAGCUGAACAUCUACCGGAAGGGCUGCAAAAUCUGGAAGAUGCUGAUUUUUUGUCAGGGCGGUCCAGGCCACUUGUACCUUCUGAAGAAUAAAGUUGCAACCUUUGCAAAAGUGGAGAAGGAGGAAGACAUGAUCUAUUUCUGGAAGCGGCUGGGCCACCUGAUGAGCAAGCUGAACCCGGAGCCAAAUGUCAUUCACAUAAUGGGGUGCUACGUGCUCGGGAACCACAAUGGAGAGAAGCUGUUCCAAAAUCUGAAGAAUCUGAUGAACCCCUGUCGGGUUACUUUUGAAUCUCCUCUCGAACUCUCUGCUCAAGGGAAGCAAAUGAUCGAGACUUACUUCGAUUUCCGCCUUUACCGCCUCUGGAAGACCCGCCAGCACUCCAAGCUUUUGGAUUACGAUGACAUCUUGUGAGCCAAGCGAGCGGUGGCUGAGAGUGGGUUGGUUUUAUUGGAGUCCCAAGUGUCGUGCAGAGGGAAAGAGAGAGACCUUUUCGCAGGCACAGGGGAGGCCUUAGGCGCCCCGUCUGGGGUGGUAGUUUGUGCUGCAGAGCAAAACAGGAGUGUUGUCGGAACGUCGGGAGACUUGGAGCGUGCAGCCUGCUUACCUGGAGUGCAGUGUCUGAUGGAGGGAGCGCUGUUGGAACAGGACAGGAUAGGAAUAUCCUCGUGGAACUGAGCUGAUUUUUUGAUCACAAAAGGCCAAACUCCAUUGCAGGUCCUUUUUAAACAGACAUUCCAAGCUCAGGUUUUCUUAACUACAAAAACUCAACUGAUCAUCUUUUAUUCCCCCGCCCCCUUCUUCUCGUGCUACCAGAAUGGGGGAAGCAUCGCCUGUGUGCAAUGCCCUGUGGUUUCAUGUGCGGAUGUUGCCUCUUCUUUCACAGGCAAAGGAACACCAUGCUCAACCCUGCGUGCUUUUGAGAUGUGAGGUCUGAAAUGGUCCGAAAUGGAUUAAAGGAAGUUCAGGCUUUAAAAUCUUGUCCAUUUUAAUAGGAUAUAUAUACAUAUAUAUGUAUAUGUGUUUGUGCGUGUAUGCAUACACACACACGCACACACACACUUUUUUAUAUGAAUAGAGGGAAUAUUUAAUUAGCUAAUGCUGUAAACACACAUCAGUAACUAAUAGAUGAGAUAUUUUUGGUCUGCUUGAAAAUAUAUUUGAAAUAGGAAUAUAUCUUCUGUAGACAUAUAUAUAUAUAUAUGUAAUCACCAGCAGGGUGGUUUUCUCACACGCUUUUUUCCUGCAGACCUGCAUGUCUGCUGUUACUUGGUUUCCAGGUUAGCUGUGGAGGGACACUUUUCAACUGUGGGCUCUCUUAAGAGGGUCAAGGUGUCCUUUCAAGCAAAUUUCUGAUUUGCAGCUUGGCGAAAUGUUCUUUUGCCAGCAGUUUUUUUCCCUUUAGAUAUACAACAACAUGGCCAAGAAGGAUCUUGGUCUGUUUCCGAAAGUAGAUAUAUUGCAAACUAGAAAUGAAUAGCCAUCUUUCGAAAGACUCUCUCUUGCUGCACUUAACCUAGUUGUUUGGGUUUUUUCUCUCUCUGAAAGAUGGCUGCUGUAUAAGGAAUCGGGGAAAUGUCUGCUGGAACAGCUUAGUUACAGAGGGAAUGUCAUCUGCUUGUGUAUGGUUCAGAAUUUCAACAUAGGGAUAUGGUGUCCCUUUCUCCCCCCCACCCCCUUCUUUUGCACAGAGAAGGGAAUUUGCUGGUAGCAAACUGGCUCUUACCACAUACUGGGCUUGUCUAUUAUCUGUGAUUGAUCGUAGUUUGGAUGAUCCAGACCUGUGCUUAUUUACCUUUUGGAAGAAGUGCUGUGACAUAGCCACGUUUUAGGUUUUCUUGUGGUCCUCCUACCUAUUCAGGUGAUAUGAAUACCUGAGGAACCUGCACUUUGUGACAAAGGUGUAGUCUCCCUGGUUAUUUUGGGUGGAAUUUCCUGGUCUUUCUUCUUUCCAUGAAGCGAAGUACUUUGGAAGCACUCAGUUGGCCUCCCCUAUUUUUCUUAGUUUCUAAGAAGAUUGUGAAGUGAAAACAAGUAUAUAUGCACUUUCUUGUGGUAAAACGAAAACCCCACUUUAACAAGUCCACCACCCCAUGUUCUCCAUUGUUGUGAUGGUCUCCAUGCACCCUUGAUAUCUGUACCAUUGCCAGGGCAGAUGACGGAACCGCAACCCUCACUGUCUGCCCAUAUUAAUGCUACAAAAGCUGUUCUGAGAAGCGGCGUUAACGAGAGCAUCCCAGGUAGCAAGAGAGUGCUGCUGUAAAAUCCACACUGUUCAAAUGGCAAUGGGUGUUUUAGAUUUUGGAAUUUUCCUGUUUCAAUCAUAAAGAAAUUUUUUAAUAUGUUUCUUUAAAAAAAA